AUGACAUUCUCUAUCCUUUUGGCUUUCUUUAUCUCACUCACUCCCACUCCUCUCUCUCUCUUUCUCUCUCUCUCUCUCUCUCUCUCUAUCUAUCUAUCUAUCUAUCUAUCUAUCUCUUUCUUUCAUCCUUAUAUCUCUUUUCUUUUUCUUCUUCUUCUUUUUCUUUUAAUGUUCUUCUGUUCCACCCUUCCACCCCUUCUCUCUUUCUCUCUCACUCUCUCUUACUCAUCUCUCUCUCUCUCUUCUCUUUCUUUUAAUCCCUCUCUGUUUCACUCUUCCACCCCUUCCCUAUUCCUCUCUCUCUCUCUCUCUCCUACACAUCUUCUCCCGCUGUUUAGCAUCCUCUUUAUCUCUCUCUCGCUCUCAGUCUUCUCUUUUUUUAAUCUCUCUUCCACUUUUCCAUCCAUCCAUUCUCUCUUCUUCUCUCUUUCUUUCUCUCUUCUAUUCAUCUUCUCCCACUUUUUAUCAGUCUCUUUAGCUCUCUCUCUCUCUCUCUCUCUCUAUCUAUCUCUCUCUUUCUUCACUUUUUUAAUCUUCUACUGUUCCACCCUUCCAUUCCUUCUCUCUCUCUCUCUCUCUCUCUCUCUCUCUAUAUUCUCUCUCCUGCUCUUUAUCUGUCCCUUUUUUCUCUCUCUCUCUCUUCUACUCAUCUUCUCCCCUCUCUAUCUGUCCUUUUUCUCUCUCUCUCUCAUCUUCUCCCGCUCUCUAUCUGUCCCUUUUUCUCUCUCUCUCUCUUCUACUCAUCUUCUCCCGCUCUCUAUCUGUCCCUUUUUUCUCUCUCUCUCUCUUCUACUCAUCUUCUCCCGCUCUCUAUCUGUCCCUUUUUUUCUCUCUCUCUCCCCUACUCAUCUUCUCCCGCUCUCUAUCUGUCCCUUUUUUUCUCUCUCUCUCCCCUACUCAUCUUCUCCCCCUCUUUAUCUGUCCCUUUUUUCUCUCUCCUCUCCCCACUCAUCUUCUCCCGCUCUCUAUCUGUCCUUUUUUUUUUUUCUCUCUCCCUACUCAUCUUCUCCCCCCUCUUUAUCUGUCCCUUUUUUUUCUCUCUCUCUCUUCUACUAG
Messenger RNA from Acanthosepion pharaonis, 1056 nucleotides. Lineage: Eukaryota; Metazoa; Mollusca; Cephalopoda; Sepiida; Sepiidae. The record is from the annotation of a GenBank genome assembly.